Messenger RNA from Medicago truncatula (barrel medic), 1136 nucleotides. RefSeq names its product methylsterol monooxygenase 2-2. Gene Ontology annotation, biological process: lipid biosynthetic process. The coding region runs from base 1 to 870 and encodes 289 amino acids. NCBI's taxonomy places the organism in Eukaryota, Viridiplantae, Streptophyta, Magnoliopsida, Fabales, Fabaceae. The record is from RefSeq and is a predicted model, not a curated record. Gene Ontology annotation, molecular function: oxidoreductase activity; iron ion binding. The transcript has 7 exons.
AUGCCGUUCAUCAUCGAAUCUGCAUGGCAGUACCUGAUUACAAAUUUCAGUGACUUUCAAUUGGCAUGUUUCGGAACUUUCUUUCUGCAUGAAACUGUUUUCUUUUUAUUUGGGCUUCCAUUUAUUUGGCUUGAGAGGACAGGAUGGCUCUCAAACUACAAAAUUCAGGCAAAAAUUAACAGCCCUGAAACUAAGGAGAGAUGUAUUAUUCGCUUAUUGGUGUUACAUUUUGGAGUCAAUCUACCUGCGAUGAUUUUUUCAUAUCCUGUUUUCAAAUACAUGGGCAUGCAUAGUAGCCUUCCUCUGCCGUCCUGGAGAGUAGUUUUAACGCAGAUAAUAUUUUACUUCAUUUUGGAGGAUUUUUUAUUCUACUGGGAACAUAGGAUAAUGCACACAAAAUGGUUGUACAAACACGUACAUAGAGUUCAUCACGAGUAUGCCACACCAUUUGGACUGACUUCUGAAUAUGGUCAUCCUGCGGAGAUUUUAUUCCUUGGAUUUCCGACCAUGCUUGGUCCUGCUAUCACUGGUCCUCACUUGAUUACUCUUUGGCUAUAUACGGUUCUUAGAGUCCUCGAGACAGUUGAGGCACAUUGCGGUUAUCAUUUCCCAUGGAGCCCCUCAAACUUCUUACCACUUUAUGGAGGUUUCGGUUAUUUUGAUUAUUUCUCUAUAGUUAAAAUUUAUAUCUCCAUUUCCAGAGCCGAUUUUCAUGACUAUCAUCAUCGUGUGUUGUACACCAAGUCUGGAAACUAUUCAUCAACCUUUACAUACAUGGACCGGAUAUUUGGAACUGAUAUAGGAUACAGAAAGUUGAAAGCAUUAAAGAACACUGGAGUUGAAUACAGUAGCGAACAAAGGAAACAGUGAGGAAGGGAACAAAUUGUAGAUAUCUAGAACCAUUGAAAAGGUUGAUUACCAAACUUUAAGGGAAAUUUUGAAAAUUGUCUUGUCUUGUUGUGUAAUUUGGUAGCUGUUAUUGUCGACAACAUAUGGAUUGUUUUGGACAUGCAUGCCCUUUAAUCUAGAAAAGUUUAUUGUGCAUCUAUUUUGUUGAUUACAAUUCUUUCUUGGCAAACAGUGACUAUUUUGGAUUUAAACCAGUUGAAUGAAAUGAAAGAGACGAUUCAUAUGCA